GCCGAAGGGUUCGAUAAAUAAUACCAAGACCGCAGAUAAUCUAGGUCACCCGGGAAAGGGGGUACAGUACAGCUCAGCUUGCUUCCUGUUAGGUUGAUCUUGUGCCACCCAAAGUCAGCAGGACAAUCAUCCAUCCAUCCAUCUGUUUCUUCUGUUCCUCGUGCUUCUCUUAGAUCAGCCAGCCACUUCUCUUCUUCCCGCUCUGCCAUUCUUUUUCACCUCACUGUUCUCGAGGAAGAGGAUCUACUUCGCGCAAGGCAAACUUCUCUGUUGAAAAACACAAAAUUGAUUAAGGAGAUGUACGGGUCGAAUACAGGGCCUUCACAACCAGAAUGGCGCCUCACGUCGGCCACUACUACUCCAAGUACUGCGACGUCGCACAAUCCCCCGCAGCCGUCAUGGCAGGCAAACCCCCCUCUUCCGGCUCGCCCAACACCUAAUCAUGGUGGAUCGCGACCGAAUACCAGUUCUCCUGUGGUGAAGAACGCGGGCGCAAAUGUCUCUCCAACCUCCAACAUGGCAGGAAUGGACCCAACUUCAUGGGGAGUGAAAUACAACAGGCAGCAGUUUCAGGCCCCGAGCCCCCCACCACUCCCGCCGCGACCUCCAAGCACGACACAGUCCCAAUCUAUCCAGACGAAUUCUUCCGCCGGUGGCUCGUUGGAUGUCAAAAGGCCUUCGUCGGCAACUCCAGUGCAGGCAGCUCAAGAUGCAUCGAAUCCAUAUCCGCAAUGGAGCGCGCCUCCAUUUGCAUCCCAUCAACAGACCGAUUUCGCACCAACACAGGCCCCGCCACCACCUCCUAUUCCUUUCGGCUACCAGGGCGUUGUUUCUCACUCCGGCGGCCAAACGCAGAAUCAUUUACAACCUCCACCAUAUUCUAGCGCCGUCUUCAAUCAACCUCAUGAUUCUCCCGUACAGCAGCCCAGCCCACCAGCACCAAUUCAAGCCCAUCUCCAACCACAUUCGUCACAUGUCAUUGGACAUCCAGAAACCCAGUCUCCGUGGGUUCAUGAAACAACCACUAGCAUAGCCCCUGAAUUGCUACCUGUCGCCGCGCCUCCGGUACCACCCAAAACCAAUCCCACUUCAAUUCCUACUAGCGCCUCCGCUCUUAGCCCUGGUACUCCUUCUGCCUGGGAGCAUCUAUUGCCGACGCCAGGAAAUAUUGACGACGUUGCGGCCUCAGCUCCCAAGCGUGAACACGCAAGCCCAGUGGGCUCGGGACCCCCCUCUCGCUUACCUGGAGCAAAUUCAGCACCUCAUAACUUCCCUAGUAGUUCCGCGCCACCUAUAUCGGACUUGCACACAGGGUAUACCAACACGCAGUUGGAUAUUCAUGAUUCCCCCGUGAGUGUUGAUACAGUACAGGACGAUUACGAAACACCCCUCUCGCUUGGCAUGAAUGCCAGAGUGGAUGGUACUGAGUCAAUCCAUAGCUCCGUCUCUACUUCAGAAACCGUGGAGAGUAUUGAUGGUGUCAUUGAAGCAUGGACUCGCCCGCUUAAAACAAACUCACAGAACCCUGACCUAGACGAUGACGCAAAAUCAGAACAUGCAGCGCGGAAAGAGAGCAAGACUAGUUUGAAAGGGACCGAAAGUAAGGCCGGUGAAGUCGAAGGAACACAUCGGACAGCACUUGCGCCAUUGGAACGGCCUGAUCCCUUUGAUGAUCUUGAUACCUGGUCCAAAUCCUCCUUGGAACGAUAUGUGGCAAUGCUACGGAAGGAGGCGACGGCAGAUACCGAUUCAGACCGAUUUGAGAUUUUUACAAGUUUCAUGGCCAAAGAGGCGAAGCUACGUGAAGUCUUGUAUGGCAUUGAGCCUCACUCAAAAAGUGCCAACCAGACAACGACAGGCACUUCUCCUUCAGCAUCGGUGACACCAACUGCUCAUGCAAACAGCAGCGAAACCGAUCGUGUGUCCCCUCCUGUGGAAUCUGGAUUGUGCCCGGUGGAAACUGAGAAAUUUUCUGUAGCUACUACUACCGCGGACGAACCAGGAGAUGGCAGCUACAGUCCGGGUGGCCGACCCAUCCUUAGGCUUCACACACCUGGCCCUGCAAGUGUGAAAAGCUCCCCAUCACACGCUGUUGCCCCUUCCGUUGGUGCACAGAUGUCAUCCCCAAGACCUGCCUUAGUACCGCCUACGAUGAUUGAUCUUGCGGCACAUAAGCAGGACCUCUCUCCACUUGCUACCAAUCCCCCACAGCCGAUUUACGCGCCGUUCCGUUACACGGAGGGUCCUCAGAGAGGCUCAGAUGCCCUCGUGUUUGAUCGUCCGGCAUAUCAAGCUUAUUCUGCCUUGCGUCAAGCAUCUGCUGAAAGUGGGCGGGUGAUGUCCAAUGGCUUGCUUCCUGCAUCAGAAGACCUCUCGUUCCCUGCAGACACACCAAACCAAGCAGGUCAGGACGAAACAUUCAUCGGUCUCAUCAGGGAGAAAAGUAUUGCGUACCGAAAAACAGCUUCCCAGAAGUCGUCGACUCUCCCACCACUACCUGCCUCCCUGAGACAAGGCAGACUUCCUGACCCCUUGGAUGAACUACGCUCAAUCGUGUCAUCGUCACUGAGCAAAGAGUCUGUGAGCGGUAUUGGAACUACCACGAAAAAGGAGCCCACAGGAAUAACCAGUGACUUCACUUACAUACACGAGGCGAUAAAUACCUGGGUUGCUUCGAAUAAGUCUCGUAGGGACGCACUGGAGAAGGAACGUGUCCAACGUCAGGAAGAGUCCGAAAGACACAUUGAUGCCCUUUUCAACGCAAAGGAGAUAGGGUAUGCUGAUAUCAAUGUCCUCGAGGAGGAAUUCCGUCAGAAAGAGGCUCGCUGCCAGCUGGAGGAGGAGAGGCAAGAAUUGAACGACUUUAUUGCGCACGUUUUUGACCCGCUGGAUAAACGAUUGGAAGAGGAGGUCCUGGCAUUGCAAACCGAUUAUGAAGCCGCUCUCGCCUGGCUUGACGACGGUGACAAUACGAUCCAGGAAACGGCAAAUGGCCAUAGUCACGUGUCUAAGACAAUGAAGAUCGUCAAUGAGAUCUAUCGUGACCUGGAGGCUCGCUAUCAGAAGCGCCUCGAGAUUGCUUUAGAUCGCGAACGUCGACGAAAGAAAGCUGAGAGGCGGCCUCUUGUUUUUAUGGGCGACUCGACUGCCCUCAGACGGCUGGAUCAAGAAUUCGAUCAGAUGGAGAAGCGCAAUAAGCUGGAGGCUACUCGGGAGCGGGAUGCUAGAGCCAAUCGAUUGAUGGACUCUUUCGAUGAUGUUAUCAUGCAUGGUCUAGGAGAAAACCAGAGGAUUCUCGAUGACAUCACUGCAAAGGUAUCACGAAUCGAUGCGGCAAGCCUUCGUUCUUCUCCUCUCCCAGAGAGUGAAAUUGUGCGAUUACUCAAAUCAGUCAAUCAGUUCAUUGACUGCUUGCGCGAAGACUCCGAGUCCAUACUCGAGAAUUUCGGUAUCGCUGAUGCAGUUCUCAACGACGCCGAUUAUGGUGUAUCUGUUGCUGAGGCUCGAUGCUCAGACGCCGAGACCGAUGUUUUUCGUCAGCUAGAGGCUGAGAAACAGAAAGAAGAUAAAAAGAUCCAGGAUGAUCUAGAAUCCAAGCUUGAGAGUGUUAGGGAAGGGCCCGCUCAGGUGGCCGCUAGCAUCAAUAAUCUUCUCCGUUCCCUCGGUCACGAUAAUGCCGCCGAACAAUCGCCUGCUCUAUUGCUGGAGCCUGUACAGCCACCGAAGAAUGCUCGCUCACCGAGUCCCGGCUCCGCCACCAAGCCUGCCUCUGGCCAGCCUGUGGAAGACAACGAGCAUCAAGAGCGACUUCGCAAGGCAUUGGAGAAUGCGAAGAAGAGAAACGCCGCAAGGAAGGUCACAUGA
Messenger RNA from Aspergillus fijiensis CBS 313.89, 3864 nucleotides. RefSeq lists its product as uncharacterized. Bases 298 to 3864 code for a protein of 1188 amino acids. The transcript has 3 exons. Lineage: Eukaryota; Fungi; Ascomycota; Eurotiomycetes; Eurotiales; Aspergillaceae. The record is from RefSeq and is a predicted model, not a curated record.